AUGAAGCAGUUCGACGCAGAAGCAGACGCCAUUGAAAAUGGUGUUAUCUGUGUGCUUGGCAUCCUCUUGUAUAUCGCUACCGUUCAUCAGCGCUGGCGUCACCUCAAGGCCAAGCCUGGCGGGGAGAAGUGGUACUGCCACAUCUCUCUCGUCCUCUUGUCCAUUUUCGUCAUUGGUAGCAUACUAUGCUCGUUGUGGUUUGGUAUCGCACGCAGCCGCGACUCACCGGCGCGCGUUCCCAGCGUCAUCUGGAAAGCAAUAAUGGUCUUGUGUCUCACCGUCUCUAAGCUGCAUAUCUUCAAUCAAGCUCUACGUCCACAGAAGCUCAUCGGGUACUAUGCCUGCAUAUCAAUUCUGCCAGUAGUCUGGGUCGGGGUUAGUGUCUGGCAAAAGCGGUAUGCUGCGCUAUGGGUCUUUCCGGGCUGGAUUUACUUGAUUUGUGCGGCUGCUUUUCUCAUACAAUCGGUCCGAAUAUGCAAGCAGGCUUGGAGUCGACGUCGCUGUCUUAUGCUUGGUCUGAUGAAUGCGCUCGCUGGGACGUUGACUGCUGCGCCAGGCAUAUUUUCGGUUCUGAUUGUGACGCCUCCAUUUUAUUUCGUCGAGCAAUGUUUCAUUAUCUUUCUUGAACUGACCCUUACGGUUGUCACCCUGCGAGUCUCUCCCAUCUCGCCCGUUGCCGAAUUCCCGGACGAGUCAAUUCUGAUAGCCUCGAUCUCUAGUGAGGAUGCAGCUUCUAAUCUGGUUGUGAUCAUGAGCGAGCUAGAUAAAAGCUGUGAAUUAUCCGAGCGUGUCAUCGCUGGUAUGAAAUUUGAGAGAUGUGGGACAUCUGCGUGGUGUCCCAUGAGUUUGGAUGCUGCGACGUAUCCUUGUGAUUAUCAUUGCGAUAUGUUAUCGUUCGACGACAAUCGACUCAUAAGCGCACCCGUCAAGUGGCCUGUCAGGAUUCUUGACGUUGGAACUGGGCCUGGAAUACUGGCGGGGGAGCUGGCGAAGCGCUUCCCAGACGCAGAUGUAAUAGGACUGGACUUCUUCAGCAACUCACCAGCCGAAUUUCCAGAGACUUGCGAGUACCAGUCUGGCAACAUCGAUGAGCCUUGGGAGUUUGAAACCGGGUACUUCUGUCUCAUCGUCAUGCGGAAUGUCGGAGUAUACCUCAGACAUCACAAAUGGUGUAGAAUUUACAGCGAAAUUCUACGCUGCCUCAGACCAGGAGGGCAUUUUGAGCAUAGCGAGAUAGACAUCUUGUCUGACAAGCCAAUGGUGGAGCGCUGUCUACACUAUGAGCUCAGCCGGACAAAUUUCCCGUCUCUCCCGGCGUGGGAGCGCUACGAAAUUUUGUCAGCUUUUGCUUCUCUCUUCAGAGGCCGGCAUUUCAACAUCGCGCACAAUACGCAUAACCGAUUUACCGAGGCUGACUUUGCCAACAUCACUCAAGAGAAGUCGGGCUCUCAGCCUGCCAUCUCGACGGAGAUCUUGGGAACCGAAUCGCCGCUCUCCAUUCGAUGUUGCAGAGCCCCAAUUUGA
This is a messenger RNA of Beauveria bassiana ARSEF 2860, 1524 nucleotides long. RefSeq names its product Methyltransferase type 11. The coding region runs from base 1 to 1524 and encodes 507 amino acids. The record is from RefSeq and is a predicted model, not a curated record. NCBI's taxonomy places the organism in Eukaryota, Fungi, Ascomycota, Sordariomycetes, Hypocreales, Cordycipitaceae. The transcript has 6 exons. Gene Ontology annotation, molecular function: methyltransferase activity.